Messenger RNA from Cylicostephanus goldi, 707 nucleotides. The record is from the annotation of a GenBank genome assembly. NCBI's taxonomy places the organism in Eukaryota, Metazoa, Nematoda, Chromadorea, Rhabditida, Strongylidae.
AUGGAUACUCUACCAGAAUCUAUAAAACAGAAGUCAGCAAAGGUCAAACAACUCGGUGGACUGAAUGAGCUCAAUCGUCUGUUUAGUGAGUUGCCUACCCUGUACAAACGAAACGAAGAAAUUCUGGAAGAGACAAACCGGAUGCUCAAUGAAGAGAAAGAGAGUGAUGACAACCUCAGACGCCAGUUUGGAGCGAAGUGGACGAGAAUGAGCAGCGAACAGUUGACAGGCCCUCUUCUUCAGGAAAUUGGCAAAUACCGUGGAAUCUUGCAUACUGCUUCGAACGCCGAUAAAAUGGUGAAGGAUAAGUUUGAAGCAAAUAGACCGGCCAUAGAAAUGUUAAGCAAAAACGAGGUGGAACUACGAGGUUCUAUUCCGAGUCAGAGUCAACAUGCUACGGAAGGUACCACUGAAGCUGUCGAGAAACUGAAGGCAUUGAUGAACCAAGUACAAGAGCUUAAAGUUCAACGAGAAAAGCUAGAGAAGGAAUUCAAAGACGUACGCUCUGACAUCGCUAAUGACCUUCUGAAGGCUUUGGCUGAAAGUCAAAUUCUUAACGAAGAGCAGAUCUCAAAGGAGAAAAUCCAACAGAUCUACGGACCUCUGAAAGAGAAAGUUGAGGCUAGUAUCAAACAACAGGAAAACAUGAUGGCGGAAGUUCAGGUAAUGUUUUGCCCACUAUUUCUACUUUAUGCAACAUUUUGAUC